AUGCAUUUCAAUACAUUCGUUACUCUUCUCUUCCUCACACCGGUCUUGGCCAACCCCAUCGCUGCCUCGGACGACAGUGUGGACGGACUUCAGGAUUAUGCCGAAAGCCUGACCGUUCCAGCAGUUCCUAACUCAAUCCUUACCGUACUGGAAACCGCCAUCCCCGCUUCUUGGUACGCCAGCAUCGACGACCCGACAUUCCGAUCCUCAGUCAUCAGUGAGAUCGAGGCUGGCACUUACCCAGCCUGGUACAAUGCCCUCCCCAGCAGCGUGAAAGCCUGGGCUUUCUCUGAAUACGCUCUUGGUGUCGCCACAACAAGCUCCGAUGAGCAGACUGCGACUGCCACUGCCUCUGCGGCUGCCACUGCCUCUGCCACUGCCUCUGGUGUCAACAAUGCCGCCUCCACUGCCACUCAGACAGCCGCUACUUCGGGUAACGCCGUGACCUCUGGUGCUGCUUUCACCUCCAAGACCCGGGCAUCUACCGCUUCUGUUUCCCCGUCAACUGCUUCCUCCACCGGAGGUGCGCCUGUUGCGACUGCUGGAGUUGCCAUGGGCUUAGCAGGUAUUGCUGGUCUACUCGGGCUUGCGAUCGCUCUCUAG
Messenger RNA from Penicillium odoratum, 603 nucleotides. RefSeq lists its product as uncharacterized. Lineage: Eukaryota; Fungi; Ascomycota; Eurotiomycetes; Eurotiales; Aspergillaceae. The record is from RefSeq and is a predicted model, not a curated record. The transcript has a single exon. The coding region runs from base 1 to 603 and encodes 200 amino acids.